CAAGGCGAGGAGGCGGUUGCGCAGGCGCAACUCGACGCUGCGGAAUCCGUUGGCUCAUUUGCAUCUCCCCGCCUCGCGAGGCGGCGGGUACGGAGCCUGAGGCGGCGGCGGGGGCGGCCCCGCUCGGGAGAGAGAAACAUGGCAAGGCGGAUGGCACAGGAAUCACUGGACACAGUGUUACAGGAGAAAUCUAAACGGUAUGGGGAUUCUGAGGCUGUCGGUGAAGCUCUCCAACUUAAAGCUCAAGAUCUCAUAAGGACAGGCUCAAGAGCCAGAGCAGAUGUCUAUGAGGACGUUCACAGUGACAGUAGGUUCUCUGCCAGUGGAUCUGGUGUGUACUCAUUAGACUUGGGGAGAGAGGGCAUGAGAGGUGACAUGUUUGCGGGACCCUCCUUCAGAUCCAGCAACCAGUCCGUCGGUGAGGACAGCUAUCUUCGCAAAGAAUGUGGUCGGGAUCUGGAAGUGGCCCACACUGACUCCCGAGACCAGAGUUUUAGCCACCGGAAACUGGGACAUUUUUCUUCUCAGGACUGGAAGCUUGCACUCCGUGGCUCUUGGGAGCAAGACUUGGGCCACCCAGUUUCUCAAGAAUCCUCCUGGUCACAGGAGUAUGGUUUUGGGUCUUCAGUGUUGGGGGACUUGGCCUCCUCCAGGCGGUUGGAGAAGGAGAGUCGGGAUUAUGACCUGAACCAUCGUGGGGAGAUAGACUCUGUGUCUAGAGGCAGUGGGCAAGUCCUGGCCAGAGGCCGGUCUCUAAACAUGGCUGACCAGGAAGUCACUCUCCUAGGAAAGGGGGACACUCAAGGUCUGCUUGCAGCAAAGGGUAUCGGGAAGCUUAUCACGCUGAAAAGCAUGACCACGAAGAAAAUGCCUGUUGUCAGUCGUCUUGCUUCCAAACCUCAGGGCACUAACCAAAUCCAGAAAGCCACCUCAAGUCCUGAUGUGACCCUUGGAACAAAUCCAGGGCUGGAUGAAAUCCAGUUCGCUGCUCUGAAGAUCCCUUUGGGCCUGGACCUGAGGACCCUCAGCUUUCCCAGAAGGAAGCUGGGCUUUGAUGCCAUGGACAAGGCAGAUGUGUUCUCAAGGUUUGGCAUAGAGAUCAUCAAGUGGGCAGGGUUCCACACCAUCAAGGAUGACCUCAAGUUCUCCCAGCUCUUCCAGACUCUCUUUGAAUUGGAAACUGAGACCUGUGCCAAGAUGCUGGCCUCCUUCAAAUGCUCCUUGAAACCAGAGCACAGAGAUUUCUGCUUUUUUACUAUCAAGUUUUUAAAGCACUCUGCUCUGAAGACACCCCGAGUCGAUAAUGAGUUUUUAAACAUGCUUUUAGACAAAGGUGCUGUGAAGACCAAAAACUGCUUCUUCGAGAUCAUCAAGCCCUUCGACAAGUACAUCAUGCGGCUCCAGGACAGGCUACUGAAGGGCGUCACACCCUUGCUCAUGGCCUGUAAUGCCUAUGAGCUGAGCAUCAAGAUGAAGACCCUCACUAGCCCACUGGACCUGGCUGUGGCCCUGGAGACCACCAACUCUCUGUGUAGGAAGUCCCUGGCACUCUUAGGCCAGACCUUCUCCUUGGCCUCCUCCUUCAGGCAGGAGAAGAUCUUAGAAGCUGUGGGCCUCCAGGACAUUGCUCCAUCUCCUGCUUCCUUCCCAAACUUUGAGGACUCCACUUUGUUUGGAAGGGAAUACAUAGACCACCUGAAGGCCUGGCUCAUCGCCAGCGGCUAUCCUCUCCAGGUCAAGAAGGCUGUGCCUGCAGAGCCCCGAGAACAGAAAACCACAUCUCAGCCCUGGGCUGCAAGCACUCUGAGCCAAGCUGUCCCCCAGCGGGCGGAUCACAGGGUGGUGGACACCAUUGACCAGCUUGUCAUGCGUGUCAUCCAAGGCAGGCUGUCACCCAGGGAGAGAACACUACUUCUGCAGGACCCUGCUUACUGGUUUCUGUCUGAUGAGAACAGCCUGGAAUAUAAGUACUACAAAUUGAAGUUGGCAGAGUCACAACGACUGAACCACAGCUGGCCCAUCAUGGAACGGAGGCCAACACCAGCACAGUGCGCAGUGCGUGCUAUGCUGUAUGCACAAGCUGUGCGAAGUCUCAAGCGUAGACUUCUCCCGUGGCAGCGCAGGCGGCUGCUUCGCUCUCAGGGUCCUCGAGGCCUGAAGGCCAAGAAAGCUGCCACUGCCCAGCACACAUCCCUGUCCUCAGGCACUCAGCAGAGGCACCGUGGCCGCCAGACUGCAGGAGGCUCCUUACAGGUAAAGCCACCACCACGGGACUCGAGUGAUGCUGCCCAGGACUGCCUACCAGAGCCUGCCAAACCCCAUCCUCAGCCCUCCUGCCCUGGAGCCUUGGGCCCGUCUCCUCGGCCAACAGCAGGGGAUGACUCGGGAGCCCUGCCGUCCUCUUCUCCCUGCCCCUCUGCUGAAGUGGAUCCAAAGACCAUGGAGACUGCUGAGAAGUUGGCCAGAUUUGUGGCUCAGGUGGGCCCUGAGAUUGAGCAGUUCAGCAUAGAGAACAGCACCGACAACCCUGACCUGUGGUUCCUGCACGACCAGAGCAGCUCAGCCUUCAAGUUCUACCGGGAGAAGGUGCUGGAACUGUGCCCAUCCAUUUCCUUCCAGUCUACUGGUGAGGUGGGGAACUCAGUGCAGAGCCCCACAACUCGAAAGGAGGGUGAGGGUGAACCGGAAGAGGAGCGUUCCCAGCAGGAGGCUACAUUGGAGGGCCCUGAGGUGCUGCCUGAGGAGGAAGAAGAUGACGAGGAGGACGAGGAGGAUGAGGGCAAAGAGGAGGCCUGUACCCUCAGACCACAGGCAAGAACUGCCAAGUGUCCAGGCUCCGAGGGCAGCUCCCCCACUGACAGCAUUCCUGGAGAGGGGUCUAGGGAAGACCACACCGGCACCCCUGGCCUCUCACAGGCCUCCUCUGGCAGCUGCUUUCCCAGGAAGAGAAUCAGCAGCAAGUCACUGAAAGUGGGCAUGAUUCCUGCCCCCAAGAGGGUGUGUCUCAUCCAGGAGUCAAAGGUCCAUGAACCAGUUCGAAUUGCCUACGACAGGCCUCGAGGUCGUCCCAUAGCCAAAAAGAAGAAGCCCAAGGACCUGGAGUUUGCCCAGCAGAAGCUGACAGACAAGAACCUGGGCUUCCAGAUGCUGCAGAAGAUGGGCUGGAAGGAGGGCCAUGGCCUGGGCUCCCUUGGGAAGGGCAUCCGUGAGCCCGUCAGCGUGGGGACUCUCUCAGAAGGAGAGGGCCUGGGGGCUGACGGGCCGGAGCAGAAAGAAGACACGUUUGAUGUCUUCCGCCAACGCAUGAUGCAGAUGUACAGACACAAGCGAGCCAACAAAUAGAUCAGAGCCACUGGCGACAGAGAUAAGCCUCGAAGCAGCCUUGCCCUUCCUGUACCCUGCCCUGGACGCCUGCAGCCUAAGCCUCGGUAGCUCCUCAGCCUUAGUGCCCAGGGCCUGGCUCCCCUGCAAGUUCUCCACACAGCCCCACCUUCCAGAGAGAGCCCUGCCUUCUGUCUCCAGAGCUUAUCUGGGCUCUGAUGGAGAGGGAGCCAUGUGGAUUCUUGCUUUUGAGCAAUGGUGUCUCAGCUCCUGCAGACUUCUGAGAGCUCUGCAGGCUGAGGCAGGGGAAUUAGGACAAGUUAAAGUCUAGCCUGGCUGUGUAGCAGGACCCUGUCUUGGGAGACUUCUUAAAAUCUUAGCCCCAGAUGAAUACAGCUUAUAUGCCCAGCACAUGCUUGUCUCUGUUCCUAGGGAGUGUAUCCCGAGGAAAACCCCAGCCUGUGCACUUUUGGCCUUGGUGCAGCUCCCACAAGGCGGUGCUGGGACACUCCUGUGCUGUCUCCAUAGACUCUUUCUGGGCCUCUGGAAGGAUGAGGCACUGCUCAGCUGCAAUGAAUGACUGUCUCAGAGCCCUCCUUGUGCCCAGCACUGCCCAUGUCUGCCACCCCUGAUCUGUGCUGAUACUCUCGCUGGGGUCCAGCCUCCCACCACUGGUCUGGUGUCAGCCAUGAGCAUAGCUGGAGGAUCUUGUGUCAUAAUGCUCAGCUUCUGUUGCCCCACUGUGCCCCUUCUUCAUAGCUGCUGCAGUCCCAGGCCCACCUGGCUCUCUUGUCUUGGCAACUCACAGGUCUUUGUAGCUAUGAGGAUCUUCACUGCAGCUGGGUCACACAGUCUGACCAUGAGCCAGUCUAUAGGGUGGGAGAAGACAGGGCAGGGACCCAGGCUGCAGCUUCGUCCUCUGGUCUUUUCUUUCACUUUUCUAGCAGCUUCCAUGUUGACUGUGGGUUGGAGCAGGACCCUGGCCCAUGGUGGGCUCUGCAAGUGGAGCACACAGCUUGUUUCUCCAACUUCUCUCCAGGCAUCUGCAUUUUGUGCUGAUCCAUUGGGUCUUCAAGAUGAUUAAGAAAUUGCGGGUAUAUGGCCCUGGUGCCAAGCAAGUCUCCUGUACUCCUGGAACUGAGACUGUCAGGGACCGCCUCCCGACCUGAGAAAUGUCAUUCUUGGGUUCUCUUCUGGGGACAGGGCAGGUGGUGGGGAGCGGGAGCACGUACCUCACACCAGUCUGUGCGAGCUGUCGUGACCCUCCUCACAUACACCAUGCUGUCCUCACUCUCCUAAGGCCACCUUGCUCUCCAGUCAGGCUGCUUUGUGGGCAGGGCUAUGGAAGAUACCUGAUGCACAUAUGUGUGGCCUUAUCCCUGUCACAGUGUUUCUCCUGUCAUUCUAGUUCCAGGGUCACUUCCACAAGGGCCAUGGAUUCCAAAAGCUGUGCUGGCCUGGCUUGCCGUGGCUCUGGCAUGCUCCUGUUCCUGGAAGUACUUGGUGAAGGUUGGUUCUGGUCCCUGGUAAAAUGCAAAAGAACGCCGAUGAUGUCACACUUGGACGUUGUUGUGUUUGUGAGGAUCUAAGAUGUCAUGGUGUUGUCCUGUCAAGUGCUCAGAAUAAAUGAGGAGCAGACCCAC
Messenger RNA from Alexandromys fortis (reed vole), 4964 nucleotides. RefSeq names its product SURP and G-patch domain containing 2 (gene Sugp2). Gene Ontology annotation, molecular function: RNA binding. Lineage: Eukaryota; Metazoa; Chordata; Mammalia; Rodentia; Cricetidae. Gene Ontology annotation, cellular component: nucleoplasm. The transcript is spliced from 12 exons. The record is from RefSeq and is a predicted model, not a curated record. The coding region runs from base 139 to 3342 and encodes 1067 amino acids. Gene Ontology annotation, biological process: RNA processing.